This is a messenger RNA of Portunus trituberculatus (swimming crab), 3303 nucleotides long. RefSeq names its product achaete-scute homolog 1a-like. NCBI's taxonomy places the organism in Eukaryota, Metazoa, Arthropoda, Malacostraca, Decapoda, Portunidae. The transcript has 3 exons. Bases 56 to 925 code for a protein of 289 amino acids. Gene Ontology annotation, biological process: regulation of transcription by RNA polymerase II; developmental process. The record is from RefSeq and is a predicted model, not a curated record. Gene Ontology annotation, molecular function: protein dimerization activity; RNA polymerase II transcription regulatory region sequence-specific DNA binding; DNA-binding transcription factor activity, RNA polymerase II-specific.
UUUAAGGUAGUUAGUAGAGGUCCGCCGCUCGUGCCGCACGCGUCAGUACCGCAGGAUGUCGGCCACCACCACACAGCGUUUGGUGCCUAUCAGGCCGUCCCCACACAAGGGUAUUACUGUUACCAAGGGCGUGACAGUCAUCACCACCACCACUUCUCCUGCCACACUGACGCCGCCCAAGACGGGAGUCAAAAGGAAAUUAUCUGAACCAAGUCCUGAGCCUGUGAAGUGUAAGAGACGCAUCAACUUUGGCGUCGGAUACGUUGUGUCGCCAGCGCCCGUGGCAGUGGCGCGCCGCAAUGCACGAGAGAGGAAUCGCGUGAAGCAAGUCAACAACGGGUUCGCGACACUCCGGCAGCACAUCCCCGGAGCUGCCAAGGCCAAGAAGAUCAGCAAAGUGGAGACCCUCAAGCAAGCAGUGGACUACAUUCGUUCCCUGCAGGAAUUGCUGGAGGAUCACGACGCUCUCAUGCUGAAUACCAACAAUCUGGUCAACACCUCACAGGCUGUUUCCUCUCCCAGGGCGCCCUCUCAUCCCUACACCAACGCAGUGGCGCCCACUUCAGCCCUUUCCCAGACUCAGUACAGAGUUUUACAGUACCCAAGUUACUACUACAGCGAGAAUGUGUCUCCAGUGGCGGCGUCAGUGUAUCCGAUGAGUGCGGCCUCUGUGUCUCCAACCUGCAGCGAUGCUGCUGCUUCUCCGACGCCCUCCUUUGACUCUGCCAUCUCCGUUACGGAGGGCACCGCGACAGUGACCAGCAACGUCACGAGUGUGUUCUCCCCUGUGAACAACACCACUACCACCACCACCACCACCACCCUCCUGGACCCUCUGGAUUCCCUGGAAACCUACGACCCCGUCAACACUCCUGAGGACGAGGAGCUGCUCGACGCCAUCGCACUCUGGCAGCAGUGCCAGUAGCAGAUUCUGCGAAUGGAGAAAUCUAGUCAUGCUUUUCCAAUACCAUGUUCUACUGGUCAGCUCGUUCUCCGAUCCGUCUGUAUCACACCUAUGACUCAGAGGACCCCGCCCCACACACCCAGGCGCCACCCCGCACGGGCCUUCACGCUCAAGCUCUCCUGAAGAAGCUCACUCCUGGCCACAGCUCCACUAAGCCUACGCUAAACGUGGACCUCAUACUGAGAAAGGAGGAAGUGUUGCGUCAGUCCUCCUGAUGAGUGUUCCACGUGACUACCGCGGUGUUUCUACUUCUCCUAAAUGCAGCUACGUCUGGAAGGAAGCCCCUGCUCUCCACACGGCUUCCCGGCAGCUAGAUAAAGCCUCGAGAUAUCGCCAGCCCUCAUCCAUCUCUGAAGAAGGAAGAAGGGCUCCCACUUUCUAAUGCUAAUAAUAACCGGACGCGCUACAGCGACUACACAAAUCUGAAGCAGCGCUGCACGAAGAAGCCUCACCAAUUCUCUCAAUCACCACCACUGGGAGAACAAUGUUCCCGAAGAACAAGGAGCCGAGGAGCACAGGAAAACAAAAGAACAAACUACUCAAUCAACAAGGCCUCGGAGAACAAAAGGAAAACAGGAGUAAGAAGAGAGGCCCGGCCGGAGUCUGCCUUGGUUGUACACACACACACACACACACACACACACACACACACACACACACACACACACACACACACACACACACACACACACACACACACACACACACACACACACAGGAAGCAUGGCAAGAUAAUCACCUCAGAAUCUUAAGACUAUCGGGGUGAACUCACAUAUUAUAAUAUACUAUAUCAUAUCCUUUCAUAUAGUUACUCCUUUUUUUUUUUCUAUUUGCGGUUUGUGAAUGUCUAGUCAAAAGUACAGCAGAGCAUAAUGAAGACAUGAUAUGCUUACGCCAAAGCCCCCGCUAUGCCUGGGCGCUGCGACCUUGCCUGGCUCCCACGGCUGGCGUCACGAGGCAAGCACAGAAAUUGUGUUGAGUGACGCCAGCCUCUACUAACCAAUAUUAACAGGAGUCGUGCGUGCGGCAAAGUGGGUUGUGAUCUCCUGGCCUGCUAACCAGUCCAGCUUCUGAUACCACCCCACGGAUGCCGCACGCCCAGGGCCGCCCCCAGAUCCCCAGGCUGGUGGGGAAGACCUAACACGUAAUCUCCCGGUCGGUGCAGCCGCCGGCCCUAGCGUCGUAACCACACAGACCAAAACGCAGCAGUAUCGUCGUAUGUACCGUGAAAACACUUAUUGCCCUCUGAUUCCUUCGUGGUGAUUCUCAUCUUUUUUUUUAUUCCACAUAUAUUUGUUACUAAAAAAGAUAUAUAUAUGAAUGUAUUCUACGCGCUUCCUAACCAGUCGCAAACGAGCCUUCCCUCCGCCGUGCUUCCGGAGCGAGGCGCGGCUCCUAAUGCUUCCAAAACUACUUAUGUGCCUUUUAUUGCCUUAUCUUUGUUGACUAACCUUUUGGAAUGUUACGCUGACUCUAUGAUCGAUCUCCUGUUGUCGUGACCCUGUACUAUAUAGUCUAGCUGUUAUGAUCUCCUAAUGCUCAAGCCCCGAAAGGGUGCGUGAUCCUCUCAUUCGAAAAAAGACUCAAUCAGUAUUGCAUUAGUGUUAAGAAUUUAUCGCUGCGCAGCGCAGAGCCAACCUGCCCCCUUCUCCCCCCUCGCUGGCUCCCGCGCGCCGCCUGUAGGUUUGGGCUGUAGGCAUUUCACACACACCUUCACACCAGUACAAGUUUGGCAUUCCAGUAACUGAUCAUUAUAUCCUGUAUCAUUAAGUUGUACAAAAUGUCUACAUCCAUUCCAUACAAAGACGUAAAUGAAGACAAAACGACACAUAUUAGAAUUUCUUUUCAUGUUCGUCCGAUAUUCAGUCUUAAUACAUGGACCAUUGUAUUCCACAUCUUAUACCCUUCACAAUCAGAGUGCUUGAUACACGUCCAAGCAUUUCCUACGUACAUGAACAUUCCACGCCCUCUGUGGUACUAAAUAGUGUAUAGUAUUACGCCCACAUCAUUGUUGCAUUAUUUUUAAACAUGUUACUCCUCUAUUAUUGUACCCACACCAACUGUUCUCGUCUCGGGGCCCUCGUGACCCUGGCCCCUCAUCUAUAGGGCUGUCCACACCCAAAAGGACGCGUUGAUGACCCAUGAAAGGAGUGCUCAUGCCCACUCCAGCCCUCCGUGAUUGAGUUUGUGGCCUUCCAUUUAAACCUGAGUCCUUUUGGGUUUUAGGACAAAUGAUUCUUGUUGUGUUUCUGGCAAGGGUGUACAUACUGUAUAGAACUUUUAUAUGUAUGCAUAAGCUUUUGUUAAAAUAAAGGCGAUGCUUUAUUAUGAAAAAGAAA